AUGGAGACGCGCAAGUUCCUCACGGAGCGCCUUCACAUGCGCUUCAAACGGAUUUACUCCCCGGUCUUUGAGUUGGCGUUCCGCUGCGACCCGUACUACGACGCCUUGCGCGAUGUGCACGAGCAGACCGAUGACGACGAUCUUUUGAGCCAAUGCCGCGAGGCGAUCCAGCUUCUUUGCCGCUCCCGUCCAAACGACGUGGCGAGCACGACGGCACUGUACGGCAAGUACGUGGCCAUGGCUUCUGGCGGGACAAGCGUCUUUGACACCCUCUGA
Molecule: messenger RNA, 276 nt
Organism: Saprolegnia parasitica CBS 223.65
Lineage: Eukaryota; Oomycota; Saprolegniomycetes; Saprolegniales; Saprolegniaceae
Exons: 2
Coding region: 1-276 (91 amino acids)
Source: RefSeq, a predicted model, not a curated record